AUGCAUCUAGUCAUUUACAGAAUUACUGUUAUCCACAACGUGGUUCUUAUCGAAUAUUUAGUGAUACACAAUUACUAAUACAAUUCAGUCUAUUACCACCUAUACUUAUGUGUAUAUUUAUUACAUUCAUUAUUAAAAAUAUUCAUGCUUCACAUAAACGUAUUGCAAAUGCAGUUGUUGCACAUCAUCAUGCACGUAUAAAAAAACGUGAUAUACAAUUAACUAAAAUGUUAAUUUUACAAGUUAUUAUAGCAAUUGUAUGUUCAUUACCAUUAGCUAUAUCACAAUUAAUGACCACUAUGACAUUAACAUGGACAAAAACUCCAUUACGUUUAACAAUCGAAGCAUUUUUCUCUUUAAUAGCACGUCAAUUAGCAUAUAUGAAUUGUUCAAUUUCAUUUUAUAUAUAUACACUAGGUGGAUCACAGUUUCGUUUAGAAAUUCGACAAAUUAUUAAUAAAAUAACAAUGUUUCUAUGUCAUAAACGUCUUCUGGAAAAGAAACGUAUCGGUAUUGAUCCUGGAUUAGCUGCUGGAAAUGUUCAAGAAUCUAUACUACGACGACAACCUACAGUUAAAGACAAACUAAAAACUGAUGCAGAAGUUAGCCUGGAUACACAGGAUCAUGUAUAA
Adineta steineri is the source of this 632-nucleotide messenger RNA. NCBI's taxonomy places the organism in Eukaryota, Metazoa, Rotifera, Eurotatoria, Adinetida, Adinetidae. The record is from the annotation of a GenBank genome assembly.